Messenger RNA from Strongylocentrotus purpuratus (purple sea urchin), 4876 nucleotides. RefSeq names its product trafficking protein particle complex subunit 10 (gene trappc10). Lineage: Eukaryota; Metazoa; Echinodermata; Echinoidea; Camarodonta; Strongylocentrotidae. The transcript has 21 exons. Bases 130 to 3732 code for a protein of 1200 amino acids. Gene Ontology annotation, cellular component: TRAPPII protein complex. The record is from RefSeq and is a predicted model, not a curated record. Gene Ontology annotation, biological process: intra-Golgi vesicle-mediated transport; early endosome to Golgi transport.
UUCCGGCGGAAGUUUUAUUUAUUUAUCGCGAAUAUAAAAGUAGGCCUAAUCUGAUUAAUUUUCCAUAAAUUUCGACGUGAAAUAUUCAGGUUUUUAAACUUCAUAUACAGUAUUGGUGAUGAAAAGACAAUGGAGAACAAGCCCAUUGUAACGUGUCAUGGGGAGCAAGAGUUGUUUUCAUCCAUCCACGUAGAGCUGGCCCAGAGCCUUCCAAGAGAAGUGGUAGAAUGGCGAAGAUCAUAUGGGCGUGCACCCAAAAUGAUCAAUGUGGAUGUUAACUUUGUUCCGUACAACUCGGACCUCCUUCCGACGGAGAAUGAUCGCAAACUGCUGCAGCUUCCGGUUUUUCACAUAUACUGGACAGAAUGUCCUGAUGCUGAUGCGUACAAGAUGUGUGUGAAGAAUGACAUCAGUGCAUGGCAGCAGUCUUUGAAGGAAUGCAACGUCAGUGAUUGGUUGAUUGUACUCGUGGAGACGUCCAAUCCCAAGAGAGGCAACAAACAGAAGUUCCUGCCUCGGACUUCUGUCCUGGACAAGAUUAGAAAUGAUUUCUGCAGUAAACAGUCAGACAGGGUGAUAGUUCUCCAUGAGCCCAACAACCCUGUUCCUACACCCCGGGCCCAGGACUCAUGGCAGCUCUUCAUGCAGCGACUGCGCUACCUGGUUCUCUUGGCAUAUAAUCGGGUCCUGGGCCGCUUUGAGGAGCUGAUCCGGGCUGAACGGGAGAGUAGAAACAACAAGGACUGGAAUUUCUGCCAGUAUUUCUUACUUCAGGAGGAGCUUGCAUUCAUGUUUGAGACUCUGAGGCAGUUUGAAGAUGCUCUGGUACAAUAUGAUGAAUUGGAUGCUCUCUUCUCCCAGUUCAUUAUUAACUCAAGUGCAGGAGCAACGCCCAAGUGGUUGUCUGACUUCCAAGCCCCGUGCAACUGCUGGGAUGGUCUAAACCUAUCCAAGCCGGUCAACAUGGAUAAGCGAGAGCUCUUAGAGAGGGGAAAGCCAACUCUCCUGGACGUCAGGAAUUAUCUCUUCUCAAGGCAGUCGGCUCUCCUGUUUCUACUGAAGAGACCAAGUGAAGUAGCUUACAGGGCACAGAACUUCAUGCAUAACUGUGUGCAAGAGCUUAAGAUACUGGAGGUCAGUAUGCCGCAGGGCAGCAUUGCAUGCUGGGUAUUUCUGAGCUGCCUGGAGGUGCUGCAGAAGUGUGAGAAGAGCAGUGACACAGCACACAUCAAUACCUAUUCACACUAUACAGCAAGUCUGUGGCUUUAUGCACAAAAAAAGCUGAAUGAGUUGGGCGAGCUUGGAGGCUUGAUGCCCGAUACGUCGCCUACCUCAGAGCAGCUUAACUCGGUGGUAGACCUCCUCUCAGGGAUGGGACAAACAGCAGAGGUUGGAGCCAGGGAGAACAGCCCCAAUCAGAUGCUUAGGGAAGCUCUCAGCUCACAAGAUUCUUUCUCAAAACAUUACCUGGAAUUGUCUGAGUUAGCAAUGGGAACAUUCAAGCAUAUAGGAAGAAUGCGUUCUGCAAAGCUGAUUGGCAAAGAUCUGGCUUCAUUCUACAUGAAAACUGGAGAGCUUCACAAAGCUGAGAGUUUCUUGUCUGAUGCCCUUAAGGUGUAUGAGGCAGAAGGAUGGGGUAUGAUGACAGCUUCGACCAGAAAGGAGCUAGCUGGAUGUUACAAGAAGCUUGAUAACAAUCUCAAAUACCUGAAGCUGUGCUGUCAGCUGGCUGCAGACAAGUUUGUUGACCCUGACAGAAUGAACUACUUUAAGGAGAUAAACCGGGUCGCAGCAAUCGAUGUGCCACAAACUGAAGAGAAAGCAGAAAAAGCUCUGUAUCUAUGGGAUUUCAUCUUUGCCCCGCCUACCUUGUCACUGGACCCACCUAACGGUCGCGUUGGCAAGGAGGAGGUCAUCAACAUCAAGGUCACCUUCACCUCCAACCUGCCUGCACCAAUCACACUCCAUCAAAUCACUCUUCAGCUGCAUGAUCAGCUCUCAUUGGCCAGUGGUGGUGGAGAGAGCCAGCCAAUCAGAUUAGAGAAGAGCCCUUCCCAGGACAGCCUGCAGAGACUUAGGUCCCUGGAUGCCAGGGCUCAGGUCAGUGGCCGUGAAAAAGGUGGUGUGAUUCCAGUCUUUGGGUCGGAGGUCAAGUUUGGAGAGGAAAGCAGGAAAUUGGUUGAGACAAGCUCCUUGGUGUGUACCAAUGCUAAUGUGAUCCUCCAGAGGCAAGAUAGCUCUACAUCACUCAAGAAGAACAAAGAUGUGGUCACCAAGGAAAUGUGUUCAACAACACUGGUCCUUCAAGAUAUUGAGCUGAAGCCUGGCAAGAAUGAACUGGAAUUUAAAUUUCAGUCUGCAGAAAAUGGUACAUUUGAAGCAAAGCAGCUGAUAUGCCAGAUCUACAAUGCAGAAUUUCUUGCCAAUUUAGAGCAGUACUGCACAGAGAUCGAAGUGUUCAGCAAGGAGGCCCAGCUGACCAUCACAACAGAGUCUGACCUGCUGUGUGGAAUCCCUCAAGACAUUACCCUCCACCUGACAACCGGCUACACCCCUAUCCCAGAGAGCACCACCCUGGCCAUCACCACGCCCACCAGUCUUGCCAUCCUCCCAUCCAAGUCGGAGGAAUACGAGGUGGAGUCCGUGGAUGACGGAGGGAAGGUUCGGUUCGUGGAGGGAGUCAAGAGCAAUGAAGAGAUAGAUCUGAGGGUUGGGGUAGUAGCGGACAUGUGCAGACAGAGUGAAGGCAAUAAACAGAACAUUCAGUUUUCUGUUGAAUGUCCAUGGUCAGAGACAGUGAUGACAACUCUAGAAUUCACUAACCCUUUCACCUUCAAACAAAGAAUAUAUACUGCUGGACAGAGGAAGUUUCUACAGGUGACAGUGGAAAGCUCAUGUGAUUUGACCUUUGAACUCAGUGGUCAGUCAUUGGAGGUCACAGGUGACAGGUUACUCACUCUAACACCACUACACCCCAUCAAAAGCAUUCCACUGCAAGGUAACCAGUCAGUCUCCUAUGUUUGGGAGGCUAAGCCAGUCCCAGACACCUCUCAACCAGCAGGGCCCCUUGGGUUUCAUUACUCUGUGAGUUACAGGCCCAUCAUGCCCUCCCCAGUCACCAGCCAAGACCAGCCCCUCAAGUCAAUCUCAUGUGAUUUUGAGAUCAUCAAUUUUGAGACCUUGUUCAUGAUCACAUCUAUCAUCAAGCCUCCCAAGAAGGAGGAGCUAUGCAAAGCAGGGACUCUCUGCACCCUGGACGUAGCCAUUAAGAUGCUGGACACGCCCCCUCCAGCUGCAACCACACCCACUCCUAGUGGAGACACGCCCACUCCUAGUACCAAGCCCAACCCACCCAAGUCACUCAUGUAUGAGAUUGAUACUGAGGGAGGCAUGUGGGCCGUCUGUGGGCGCAGCACUGGGGUCGUUGCCAUGCCAAGCAAACAGUCAGGGGUCACAGAGGUCACGUUGGAGGUCAUUCCACUCAUUGCUGGCUUUCUACCCAUGCCUGACAUCAGACUGAGUCAGUAUUUGAAGGGUGUGGAUCCAAAUGAAGGGAGCCACCCUCUUGCAGAGAGCAGCGGAGAGCAAGCAAAGAAGACGAUUAGCUCUAGUAACACCAAGCCAACUAUCCUGCCAUUCAGUGAAAGUCAGGUCUAUUACUGCAGCAAGGCAUGUCAAAUAAGAGUCCUACCAGAGUCAAACCUUAGCACAGUUGAAGUAGCAGUCUUCUAGAGUAUUGAAAGUCAGGUCUAUUACUGCAGCAAGGCUUGUCAAAUAAGAGUCCUACCAGAGUCAAACCUUAGCACAGUUGAAGUAGCAGUCUUCUAGAGUAUUGAGAGUCAGGUCUAUUACUGCAGCAAGGCAUGUCAAAUAAGAGUCCUACCAGAGUCAAACCUUAGCACGGUUGAAGUAGCAGUCUUCUAGAGUAUUGAAAGUCAGGUCUAUUACUGCAGCAAGGCAUGUCAAAUAAGAGUCCUACCAGAGUCAAACCUUAGCACAGUUGAAGUAGCAGUCUUCUAGAGCAUUGAAAGUCAGGUCUAUUACUGCAGCAAGGCAUGUCAGAUAAGAGUCCUACCAGAGUCGAACCUUAGCACGGUUGAAGUAGCAGUCUUCUAGAGUCCCGAAAGUCAGGUCUAUUACUGCAGCAAGGCAUGUCAGAUAAGAGUCCUACCAGAGUCAAACCUUAGCACAGUUGAAGUAGCAGUCUUCUAGAGUCUUAGAUGAUUGCAUCAGUCACGUCAUCAAAUCGACUUUAAAGAUAAAGUUGAGUUCUGGUCAUGUGUGAUUGCAUUAUGAAAGAAUCGAUGUGGAAUCAAUCAGAAUAGGUUGAUCAUUUAGUAUAUAAGUAUCCAUGUGUAUUGCAAGGUUCUGGAAUUAUCAAAAUGAUAAGAAAUUUGGCCGAAUCUUGGUAAAUUUACAAACACUGUAUACAGAAAGAUGUAUAUGGGACUACAUGUGGCAUUAAAAUCCGUCCCAAUUUCUAUGAUGUUCCAUGCCAUAUUUAGAAUAUGAAGGCAUUUGAAGAGCCAUCCUCUUCAGGGAACAUGUUUUAUCUGAUGUUCUUCCACACUUGCAUAAUAACAAUGAUAAUGCUCACAAAUUAAUUGUCACCUCUCCCCGGAACUCAACCUUCUCUUUAAACUAUCUCCAAACAGACCUACAUGUAUAGUUGGUCAUUCAGUUACUGGUCUUGUCGGUGUGGCUGGGGUAUAACACCAAGCCAUAAAUCAGUGAGACUUGGGUCUACUACUGUAGCAAGGCAUGAGUGCUACAGUAUGUGAGUUGCUGCAGGCUUUGAUGCAGAAGGCUACAUGAAUCUGAUGCGCUUGAUGACUAAAAAAAAUAGGCAUGCGAUCGCAAAUACCCAUAACUUUGU